Molecule: messenger RNA, 507 nt
Organism: Neoarthrinium moseri
Lineage: Eukaryota; Fungi; Ascomycota; Sordariomycetes; Amphisphaeriales; Apiosporaceae
Exons: 2
Coding region: 1-507 (168 amino acids)
Biological process (GO): hydrogen peroxide catabolic process; cell redox homeostasis; cellular response to oxidative stress
Cellular component (GO): cytoplasm; mitochondrion; peroxisome
Molecular function (GO): thioredoxin peroxidase activity
Source: RefSeq, a predicted model, not a curated record
AUGUCUGCCCUCAAAGCCGGCUCGCCCUUCCCCGAAGGCGUUUCCUUCUCCUACAUCGCUCCCACGCCGGAGACGAGCUCCGUGACGGCCUGCGGCAUCCCCCAGAAGCUCGACGCCAGCAAGGAGUUCAAGAACAAGAAGGUCGUGCUGGUCGCCGUCCCUGGCGCUUUCACCCCCACUUGCCAGGCCAACCACCUGUCGGCCUACAUCGAGAAGCUUGACAAGCUCAAGGCCGCCGGCGUCGACCUGAUCAUCUUCAUCGCCUACAACGACCCCUUCGUCAUGGCCGCCUGGGGCAAGGCCAACGGCAUCGUCGACGACAAGAUCAUCUUUGCUUCCGAUGACAACAUCGCCUUCUCCAGCAGCAUCGGCUGGACCAUGGAGGGCACCGGCCGUACUGCCCGCUACGCCCUUGUCAUCGACAAGGGCACCGUCACCUACGCCGAGAAGGAAGCUGCCAAGGGUGUCGAUGUGUCUGGCGUCGAUGCCGUCCUGGCCAAGCUCUAA